UGACCGGGGAUGUGAGGGAAGCGACGAUCCAGGAUUACGCACCAAAGAAAUAUAAGCUACGAAUAACAAAAUUUACAGAAACACGCCAGAUCUGUAGUUGACAGGUUAAUGUUACGAUAGGAAAAGAUUGGAAGUCGAUGCCUAGCCUCCAGGAGUCAAAAAAAGUCCUCACCGUUUCUGUUUAACGUCAAGUUUCCAGUGUGAGGACAGCGCGAGCGGAUGGUGGUGGUGAUGCUCGCGGCCGAAGAGCCUUGCGCCUCCACUCCACGCAAAGGCAUGGAUUGUGUGGGCAAAGCUAAUACUGUCAACAAGAAGCUUGUUCAAGCACGUCUUCCAUUCAAAAGGCUUAACCCAGAAUCCCAGGAAUGCAGUGAGUCUAAAAGAGCCAAAGGUCCAGUUGCCCUCAAGUGUUCUGAACCCAGUGCCUCUGAUGGCGAAAAUGAAAUGGAUCACUCUUCUUUGCUACUGCACCACGGCCCAGCUCUGGUUAAUGGCCGUGGGCCUCUUGAUUGCUUCAUGAGCCGACGGAAGCAUUCCCCAAUCCGCUCUGCACAUGAAGCCACAAUUGACCUCACAGAAGACUCCACUGAUGCGCCUGUGCCUCCAGUUGCAGCCACCUGCCCCAUUAGUGAAGAAACCACAAAGAUAGCAGAACACACCCCACAAUCUAUAGGACCUACCACACCACUGACGGAGGAGGAUGAAGGAGAGAUCCUCCCGCUGCUGGACACCACUCAGGAGUCUGACUCUGAAGACGAGGAGCAACAAGAGGCUGAUGUUAGCCAAGGGAAUGAAUCUGUGCUUUCGGCUGAGUCUACCAGCUCCCUCUCAGUGGUAGAGAGCUCACCAGAGCCCAGCAAGAGCGCACCCACCACCCCUGCCUCAGCAAUAAAGACAAACGCAGUGAAAAGACGGUCUCUCAAGAAUGUUCAAGAACAAGAGGAGAGGCAGCGACAGAAGGAAGAGAAAGAACGACAGAGACAAGACGCCAUAGCUGCCAAGGAGAAGAAAAGAGAGGAGGCCCGCAAGCUGAAGGAGGAUAAAGAGAGGGAGAAGAAAGAGAAGAAGGAGAGAGAUGAAAAGGAGCGGCGGGAGAAAAAGGAGAAGGAGGAAAAAGAAAAGGCAGAAAAAAUACGAGCAAAAGAAGAGCAAAGGCAGAUGAAGAUGGAGGCCAAACUGGAAGAGAAAAGGAAAAAAGAAGAGGAAAAACGGUUGAAGGAAGUGAAAGAACGAAUCAAAGCAGAGAAGGCUGAGAUUACCCGGUUUCUACAGAAGCCUAAGACCCAGCUGGCACCAAAGACUCUGGCAUCUGCCUGUGGGAAAUUUGCUCCAUUUGAGAUUAAAUCGUACAUGUUUCUGGCACCAUUGACUCGAGUACAGUGUGAGGAUGCUGUUCUAGAGGAGCUGGACCAUUAUCUUGCCCAACCAGACAGCACUCUAAAUGGACUGAAGGACUGGAUGAGUCACAAACCUCGCAGAUCGGGUCCAACCAGGCCCAGGUGCAUUGAUACGGGAAGUGAUUGUUUGGUUGUAAGUGAAAGCCUGAAGGCAGAUGAUGGCGUCCCAGAUCGUUGUCGAUUCGGCCGCAUGAAACUCCUGCAUUUCCAUGACAACUAUCGUCCAGCUUACUGGGGCACCUGGAGCAAAAAGAGCACUUGCAUCUCUCCACGCUGUCCAUUGAGACAGGACAAGGAGCAGAUGGAUUAUGAGGUGGACAGUGAUGAAGAAUGGGAGGAAGAUGAGCCAGGAGAGUCUUUAUCACACAGUGAAGGGGACGACGAUGAUGAAGUAGGAGGAGGAGGAGGAGAUGAUGAUGAUGAUGAUGAUGGGUUCUUUGUGCCACACGGUUAUCUCUCAGAAGGGGAAGGAGGACUUGAAGAUGAGGAGGGUGGAGACCCAGAGAAACAGAAGGUCCGUCAGAGGAUGAAGGCUCGUGAAUGGGAGAACGAGCUGAUGUCUAAAGGGAAGGUGAAGGUGUUGGAGGCGGUGGUGCGAGGCUGCCUGUGGGAGGGGAAAGAGCCUCCACUGGAGCUCCUGCAGCCGUACGCUGUAUGUAUACUGGAACCAUUACCCAGAGACGAGUGCAACACCCCCGAACAGGAUGUCUCACGCCAACAGAGGAAUGAGAAAUUGCUGUUACAGCUGCUGCCAUUGCUGCAUGGUAAUGUGAACAGCUCUAAGAUCAUAAUCAGUGAGUUCCUGGAGUUCUGUCGCCAGCAAACAUCAUCCCCCACAGAAACCCCUCUGAGCUCUAAUGAAAAUGUCCCAACUAGGAUCCAUAUCAAGCGUCUCAUAAAGGAGUAUGCUGUGUAUGAAAAACGCUCCACUUACAGGCGAUGCUGCUGGUAUGUGCAUGCAGAGGUUCUUGCACGUUAUUCUCAGGAGGCCUUGCCUGUGCCCUGCCAGUGGACCUACCUCACCACUGGAGCUCAGGUGACCCGCGACGAGGCCACUGGGUCACAGGGCAACUCUCCCACCACAUCCAGCUCCACCACACCCUCCAACAAGAGGAAGAGCGCCAGCAGCCACUCCAUAAAGAAGUAUAUGAAGAAAUGUGGCGAUUCUGAACAGAUUGGAGCCAUGGAGACCGACGGCUUUCAAGCAGACACAGAGGAUGAUGACGAUGAUGACGACUGCAUUAUCGUUGGAGAACAGUCCGGAUCCUCUGAACAAGAUGCCAACACAUCCUUGGCACAAACCCAGAGAAACACGGAGCCUAUGGACACAAAUGAAUCUGAAACUGCUGCUCUUGUCAUACCCUGCCUCACUUCAGCCACUGCCUGAGAUCCAACACCUUUACUGUUGGGGUUUUGUAGGGGCUCAAAAUAAGAUCUACAAUUCGAAGGAACACCGAGUCAGACACAGUAUUAAAGGUCCCCAGAAUGAAUCACUUGUUUCCUCCAAGUUGGAGGUCUGUUAGAUGAAAUUUCACCAGUACACCAUGUCAGUGGACUACACUAUAUCUUGUUGGCUCUUUUGAAGAAUAGGGUUUACCGCCCUUCAUAGAUGAGGUCCCACUUUUUGAAAGUGUGUUAAAUCUCUGCUGGUACACAGUCAAUCAAGCUGACAUAUUCUUCAGCUCUGACUCCAAUCAUGAGCUUGUUGCUGUCUGCUGGGCUUAGUGCUCAAUGCCAUUUUUUUUUUUUUUAUUGUUUUUGUUUUCUCAGAAUACUUGAACUGGUGUAUUACUUUCAAAAAUAAUGACAGUUGAAAUAUAUUGCACUUUUAUAUUCCAUUUCUGUUUAUUUCUUUCUUCCACUCAUCUUAAAUAUAGAGUUCACCCAAACAUUUAAAUUCAGUCAUUUAAGACCGAAUUGUCAGUUUUGGGUGAAAUAUACCUUUAACUUCUGUUAGCCCCUUCAGAAGUCCUUUUCUUCUGAGAUGUUUUGUAUAAAAAUAGCACAUGCCAUUUUUCGUCCAGGCUGCUAAAUGUGGUGUACAUACUAUUUCAAAUUUUAUUUUUUUUUCCUUUCUAAAGAAUAGUGUAGAGGCUGAAAUUGUCAGUGACUGUUCAACAACAGUAAAAAAAAAAAAAAAUACACAAAAAAACAGCAGCAUUGGGGUUUUCUUUUGGCUUAAGUGAUUUCUUAAUUUUUCUGAAUAAACUGCGCAAUAGUUUGCAGUU
Xyrauchen texanus (razorback sucker) is the source of this 3625-nucleotide messenger RNA. Its product is annotated as chromatin assembly factor 1 subunit A-like. The coding region runs from base 220 to 2784 and encodes 854 amino acids. The transcript has 16 exons. Lineage: Eukaryota; Metazoa; Chordata; Actinopteri; Cypriniformes; Catostomidae. The record is from RefSeq and is a predicted model, not a curated record. Gene Ontology annotation, cellular component: CAF-1 complex; nucleus. Gene Ontology annotation, biological process: nucleosome assembly.